This is a messenger RNA of Aedes albopictus (Asian tiger mosquito), 2947 nucleotides long. Its product is annotated as 1-acyl-sn-glycerol-3-phosphate acyltransferase alpha. Gene Ontology annotation, cellular component: membrane; endoplasmic reticulum. The record is from RefSeq and is a predicted model, not a curated record. The coding region runs from base 777 to 1598 and encodes 273 amino acids. Gene Ontology annotation, molecular function: 1-acylglycerol-3-phosphate O-acyltransferase activity. Gene Ontology annotation, biological process: phosphatidic acid biosynthetic process. The transcript is spliced from 6 exons. Lineage: Eukaryota; Metazoa; Arthropoda; Insecta; Diptera; Culicidae.
AACCAAAGCAUUCGUCCCAUUCCGGUGGCAGUAGACGGGAAGAACAUGUCACGGAAAGAGCUCGAGGUCCAUUGCGGUGUCGAACAGUACUGUGCGGUCUAGGAGCGAAUGCAGUUUGCUUCCGAUUUCUGAGUUCAAAACGUGUGAAUACCGGUAAUUUGGCGACGAAUCCUCUUCAAGUGGUGGGACGCAAUUUUCCAGGAAUUUUCAUCGAACUCUUCCGGUUUGAUUGUUCUGUGUUGGUUACCUGCGGUCGCGUAUCCUUUUCGUGGGUGGCUUUCGUAAUAAGGACGAUUCGCUUUUGAAAAUUCGGUGGUGUGCGUGCGUGGGAAGGUGGGAAACUCGAACCAGGAGAGUGCGCGAACUUUGGAGCGAAAGCUUCGCCUGGCAUCAGCCGGUUCGUUCGCCGGGUGGAGAAGAGCAUAGCGACACACGUGCAUCAUCCGAUUGUGUAAAGGGGCACGCUCUUUACAUCCGAGUAGGCAGUGUGCUGUGAUAUCAGCAAGGGCAGCGCAGUCAGUGCUGUGGCGUGGCGGUCUUUAUUGUUGCUGUUGAUCAUCAAUUGUGCAAUCAACCACAGCGUAGUGAGAAUAGUGUGGUGAUACGAAGCGGUCGUACGAUUAUUGCAGCAGCCGCCGUCGUUGUCGCCGCAACAGUGUUCAAAAAUAGCCCAACGCUCCGGCUUCAAUUGAAUUAGAUGUGCGGUACAAAUUAGGACUGAAUUAGUCGCGUCGCGUCUGCUAAAACUGUGUGAACGGAACAAUAUUGGAGGAAAGAUGACCACCACCAACAGCGAACUGUUGGGCCUUGCCUUCAUGGCAUUCUUCAUCAUCACCCUGUCCUCCACCGCCCGGUACUAUUUCAAAUUCUUCUGCUUUAUCGUCCUGUCGUUGGUGUGCGCCGUCGGUCCAGUUCCGUUCAUGCUUCUACGGCCACGAGACUACCGGAAUGCCUUAUUGCCCGCCUAUCUGUGUACCAAGUUUGGGAAAAUGCUUGGCGCCUCGUUCGAAGUCCGUGGCCGGGAAAACGUUAAUCGACAGCACGGAGGGGUUGUCCUAAUGAAUCACCAGAGUGCACUGGACUUGGUCGUGCUGGCCUAUUUGUGGCCCAUCGUAGGACGAGCAACGGUGGUGGCGAAGCGAGAGGUCCUGUAUAUGUUCCCAUUUGGUUUGGCCUGCUGGCUGUGGGGGACGUUGUUCAUCGAUCGGAAAAAUCAGAACUCUGCCAAGUCGGCAAUUAAUAACGAAUCGAAGGCGAUUAAUGAGAAGCAGGCAAAAAUCCUAUUCUUCCCCGAAGGAACGCGUGGCAACGGCGAUGCUCUACUACCAUUCAAGAAAGGUUCCUUCCACGUGGCAAUCGAAGCCCAAGGCUACAUCCAACCGGUGGUGAUUUCCAGAUAUCACUUUCUAAAUUCCAAAGCAAAACUCUUCAAUCGAGGUCAAAACAUCAUUAAAAUCCUGCCGGAAAUCUCCUGCGCCGGGCUGACGAAGGACGAUAUGCCCACGCUGAUGGAGCGGGUCCAGAAACUGAUGCAAUCCGAGUACGACGCUCUCAGUGAUGAAUCGCUGGCGAUUAAUAAUCUCAGCAAGAGCCUAUAGAAACUCUACCCAACCCACCACCAGCCAGCGGUAAUGAUAUAAAUUUAAAAAAAACGCACAAAAAUAGCUUGCAAAACGAGGUAAAUGACUUUUGAGUCUUGUUUCGGUUUGUGAGUGGUGGGGCAUUAAUUUGAGGGUAGAACGGGUACCGUUAAACGAGGUAAUAUUGAUCAGAUUCAACAAAUACAUGUUUUUUUUGGGAUUUUUUUUUGUGAGUUUUAACUAAAAGCUUGUUCAGCACAGAACUCAGAAACAAAAUAGAAGGAAUCAUUUUAUUACUUGCAAUAUUUUACUUUCCAGCAUAUUUUAAAAUCGAAUUUUUGAGGAUCUUCAUUGUGUACUCUUUUCCUAGACCAUGAUUAACAUAGUACCCUUUUCUCAGCUUGGUGUUCUACGUACACUUUCAUAACUAUUACCUAAGAAUAUUCUAAACAAAUUGACUAUGACUUUACAAAAGCAUUUUUGCAGGUGCAAUUAUAUUUCCUUUUUUGAACUGACAAACUUGAUCAAUGUCACCCCAUUUAACGAUACUUACGGCUCCUUCACUCACCGCAGCUUUUUCCGCGCCAAAAACAGGGAACCAAAAGCGAAAGAAACACCUAUUUAACCGUAGAUUGAAGAAAUGAAGAGGCUUUCCAUCCUUUCCUCCCCCACCUACUGGUACUUGAACCUUUGCGCAUCGCAGCCACACACCCACCUCCCAUUUUCCUCUCCCAGAAGAGACUAGUUUUUAAGGAAAAUUAGCACAAAAGCAAGAAUGAUUGCUCAACGAAUUAAUCUUCCCCGCCUGUCUACACGCACAAAGGACCAAAAAACCGUUUCCUUUAUCCUUACGAAGGAAUUCUUUCAUUAGGCUAGACGCAGUAGCAAAAAAUGCGGAUCACUUUCUACUGCAGCCCACACUUUGAGGGCCGGGCUUGAUUUCAUUUUUGCUGUGAGCGAAUAAGUAGAUGUAGUUUAAAGGGUUAGAGAGUAAGAACUGCAUACAAAAUCGUGUCUUAACAUUGCAAUGAAUGGACGGGUAGUACGACAACUCCAAUAGAAUGUUAAGUAUUUUUUUCUGUAAAGAUGGGUGACAAGUUCGAAUCAGGUCCCACGAAAUGUUCCUUCGGAGAGCGUGCUAAAGCUGUAGGGCAAAACAUGAGGAAAUAAGCGGUGAUUUUCCUAUUAGAGAUGUGAAAUAGUUAUUUUUUUGUGUAUAUAUAGAGCAGCAACCAAAAUGGCGAUAAUAUUCCUUAACAAAGCUACAAACUAUUUAGAGUGAUGAGAUUUUAGCAAUAAACGAUUAUAAAGUAUACAUGUGAUACUGGUUUAAUAACAUUUCUAGAAGUGAAUAUCUGAUAUAAAGA